AUGUAUUUUACCAAGCUUAAAACCAUACGGGAUGAACUAAACAAUUACAGGCCAUCUUGCACUUACAAUGGAUGUACAUGUGGUGGAGUCAAGAGGCUCCAAGACCAUUACCACAUGGAGUACAUUAUGUCCUUCUUAAUGGGACUUUCAGAUUCCUAUUCUCAAGUUCGAGGGAGCAUCUUGCUCAUGGAUCCUUUGCCCGAAGUCAAUAGGGUGUUUCAUCUUGUGACUCAAGAAGAACACCAAAGAGGUGCCAACAAUACUCUCAAUUCUAAUAAUAAACCAAAAGAAGCAGGCGCAAACCAGGUGCAAACUGGAAAAGAAGAAGAUAACAGCACCACAGAUUCGCAUACCUUACUUCCCCAAUUGUCAAGUGUCCAAUACCAGCAGCUGUUGAACUUGCUUGCCUCACAAAAAAGUGGUAGCAAUGUGAACGAACCUGGUACUUCCUCUGGAAAUUCAAGUAUUAUCUUAUCUCAUGUAUCUAUGCUUCCUUUACGCAACUCUUGGAUUAUUGAUACUGGAGCAACAAGACAUAUAUGCUCCAAUAUCAAAUUAUUCCAAAGCAUAUGUAAGGUUCCUCCAACUAAACUCAUUCUUCCAAACAAUAAUUUUUUGAUGGACAGUGCCAGCAAGAUGAUGAUUGGAAGAGGGAGUGCAAUCAAUGACCUAUACAUUCUUGAUGUUGCACAUGAAGCCCCUCAAGUCCUCUCUGUUGCUGCUGAAACCUGGCACUCACGGCUGGGCCAUCUCUCUCAUAAACGUUUAGAUUUACUCAAGGAUAUUCUUAAUUGUAACACUUCUGGUUUACACAAGAUUGAAUCUUGUUACAUAUGUCCUAUUGCUAAACAAAAGAAACUCCCUUUCAAUAAUAAAGCAAAAUCCGAUAAUGCCCCGAAAUUAGCAUUCAAAGAUCUCUUCUCCAAACAUGGAAUUAUGCAUGAUUUUUCAUGUGUCGAAAUGCCCGAACAAAAUCCCAUAGCUGAGAGGAAACACAAGCAUUUAUUGAACGUUGCCCAUGCAUUGUUUUUCCAAGCCAAAAUGCCCAUUAAAUUCUGGUCUGAAUGUAUCCUUACUGCUGCCUAUUUAAUAAAUAGGACACCUACUCCUCUUUUGAAGAACAAAACUUCUUAUGAACUCUUAUUCAAGAAACAACCAAAUUAUCAUCAUCUACGCUCUUUUGGUUGCCUCGCAUUCGCUUCCACAUUAACUGCUCAUAGGACCAAGUUUUCACCAAGAGCACGCACAUGUGUUUUCAUAGGAUAUCCCCAAGGAGUCAAGGGAUACAAACUUUAUGAUUUGAAUACAAAUCAAUGCUUUAUCUCAAGAAAUGUUGUCUUCCAUGAAAACAUUUUUCCUUUUAAGAAACUUAAUACUGACAGCAACAAUAUGGAUCCUUUCACUCAAAUUGUCUUACCAAAUUCUAUGAUUAAUAAUACUCCUAUUGCUGAGUACCCUGCAGGUUCCAAUGGCAGCUUCACUCGCACAUCCAACACGCAUGAAGAGGAUGAGAAUAACUCUGAAAAACAUGCCGCUUCCACUGCUGCUUCACCUGCAGAAUCCUGCAGCAACAACAAUCAAAAUAUUGCAGCAAGAUAG
Cannabis sativa is the source of this 1599-nucleotide messenger RNA. RefSeq lists its product as uncharacterized. The record is from RefSeq and is a predicted model, not a curated record. Gene Ontology annotation, molecular function: nucleic acid binding. The coding region runs from base 1 to 1599 and encodes 532 amino acids. The transcript has 4 exons. Lineage: Eukaryota; Viridiplantae; Streptophyta; Magnoliopsida; Rosales; Cannabaceae.